Messenger RNA from Trichoderma reesei QM6a, 1929 nucleotides. RefSeq lists its product as uncharacterized. NCBI's taxonomy places the organism in Eukaryota, Fungi, Ascomycota, Sordariomycetes, Hypocreales, Hypocreaceae. The record is from RefSeq and is a predicted model, not a curated record. Gene Ontology annotation, molecular function: oxidoreductase activity. The coding region runs from base 1 to 1929 and encodes 642 amino acids. The transcript is spliced from 2 exons.
AUGGCCGCAGCAGUCUCUGGCUUGCAAGGAUGGCAUCCCGGUGAAAUCGCCAUGCAGACGAAGCUGGGGUAUGCCGAUGCCAUGGCAACAUCAUGGCGGUACAUCGAGAAUGCCAUGCGCGAACAGCAUCGCAUCUUCCACACAUCAAACCUGCCGUUCAUCCCCAUUACAACUCUCGAUGACGAAGGGCGACCGUGGGCUUCCAUCGUUGCUGGUGCUGACGGAGAAAUUGAAUUUGUCGAGGGUCCCGACCUCAAGACUCUCAUUGUGAAUGCUAGACUCUGGCCUGGAGAACCGCUGCUGGAUACUCUCAAUCAGUGGGUUGAUAGGAAUGGCCAGAAUCCGACGAGCCCUGAGAGAUACUUGACUGCCGGAAUUGGAAUCGAGUUUCCGACUCGAAGGCGCAAUAAGUUUGCUGGCUAUAUGGAAGAUGUGAAGCGCAAGACGGAGUUGGACUUUCGGCUCAAGUUGAAAGUCAAUCAGACAACCGGAAACUGCCCAAAGUACAUCAAUGUCCGUAAGCUGGUUGGGCAUGCAAAGACCAAACCAACCAUUGCCUACGAGAAGCGACACAUGGCACAAGUUGAACGACUGCCACAAGAAGUCAUUGAUUUCAUCACCGAAGCUGAUACAGUCUUCAUCGGGUCUGUGUACAGGUCCGAUCCAGCAACGGCUGACAAGUUCCCUUCGCAUACCGGCAUGAACGCGCGUGGUGGAUUGCCUGGAUUCACUCGCGUGAGCCCGUCCGAUGGUCGCACCGUCGUGCUGCCUGACUACUCCGGAAACAGAUUCAUGUCGAGCCUCGGGAACGUCGAGAAAAGCAAACAAGUGGCACUCACCAUUGUGUCUUUCACUACCGGCGACGUGCUCUAUCUUACCGGGACUGCGGAGCACCUCGUCGGCCCAGAUGCACUUGCAGUCAUGGUGAAGCACGCAAGCGUCACUGUGAUGAAGACAACAGGCUUUAUCUUUGUUCGCGAUGCUCUUCCCGUCCGACAACAAUUCAGCUCCGAAGUCGAACGCAGUCCCUACAGUCCCAAGGUCAAAUACUUGGUAGAAGAGCCGGAGGGGCAGGCGAAUGCUAUUGGAUCGCACAAGGCAAAGUUGACCAGUGCAACACAACUUUCACACGAUCUCGCGGUGUUCAGAUUCAGCGUCGAUACCAAGCCGGGAGUAGAUCCAAUCAAGAUCCGGCCCGGACAAGCUGUGGCUCUCGACUUCAUGGACUGGAUAGGACCACCAGCAUACCAGCACAUGGCCAACUCUGCGCCAGGAUCGGUCAACGACGACCGAGUACGGACAUGGACAGUUUCCAGUUCUCACGAAGAUGAAGACGUGACGUGGUUCGAUAUGACGAUGCGCAGGAUGAAGGGAGGGGCUGUUACAGGAGCAUUGUUUGAUGUCUUGGAGAGGCACUCCUUGAACAAAUACGAACGGCCAAUCGCAAUCACUGAAGAUGUCGUUGCAGAGGUGGUUGGAGUCACGGGCGACUUCUUCCUUGGGCCGGACGAUGUCAACAUGCUCUGGGUGGCCGGCGGCAUUGGCAUCACGCCUUUCCUCUCCAUGUUCAGUGCAUUAUCCGAUCGCAGGGCCAAAGCCAACGGCGAUGUUGUACUUGCGCUGUCCACCCGAGAGCCAGAUCUGAUGCUCCGCUUAAUUCAGUCUUCUCUCCGCAAUGCAGCCUCAAGCGUUCGCAUUCGGAUCGAUCUAUUUACUCAUCAGGAGAUGAUCGACACGGAAGGGAUAGACCAGAGGAGCAUACAGAUUGUGUUGCACAAGGGACGUAUUGGGCAGGACUAUUGGCCUCAGGUGGCCAGUGGCAGAGAUGUCUUGAUAUGUGGCCCAGGGGCCUUUGGCGAUGUGGCCAUAGACGGCCUGAGAGCAGCAGGAGUGCCUGAACAGAACAUGUUACGGGAGGGAUUCUAUUGA